This is a messenger RNA of Dujonia railenensis, 1524 nucleotides long. Lineage: Eukaryota; Fungi; Ascomycota; Pichiomycetes; Serinales; Debaryomycetaceae. The record is from the annotation of a GenBank genome assembly.
AUGUACUGUUUAGAGACCGUGAUUUCGUUACUUCGUGGAGGCAUUUGGAGCUCAUUUGUGAGGUUUUUGCAAGGGUUUGCUCAGAAUAAACUUCCUUUACUCGGAGUUCUGAAAUUGACUAGCCUGACAGUUGUGACACCAACGUUAGCCGCAAAUGAAGCGCCAACACGAAGUUUAACAGGGUCUACAAUGAGCUAUGAUAUAUUAUUCAAGCCUAAAUACUCCCUUCCCGUUAGGUAUCCAUCUUACAGGUUGCCAAUAUCAAUUUUAUUGAUACUGGGAACUAUGUCGCUUUUAAUUUUGGCUGCGAAAAGAAAGUCGAGUGGAGGAAUUGGUAUUGAGCCUAGAAGGAUGAAGAUAAAGAAUAGGAGUAAAAUUUUAGUCAAUAAAAUGAAUUACGAUUUGUUGGAGGAAAAACCCUAUAACUUUUUUAAUCCAGGGAAGUCAUCGAGAAUAAAUUCUCUGAGUGGGUACUGCUGGAAUGUGGGGCCAAAAAUUAGUAGCUGUCAAGCAGAUAUUGAAGAAACUUCUGACACAAAAUUAGAUUGCACAAUCAACCAAUACUGCCAUUCAGUCGACUACAAUAAUCAUGAACCACCUAAAUCAUUAAUUUUGGAAUUACAGAUGAAAAAUAUUUCUGUUAAAGAGUAUUUAGAAUUAUUGCUUGAGGAGAGUGAAGAUGAGGAAGAUGGCCCUGAAGUUGCUUAUACACAGUGCAUUCACAUGUCAAAGCUGAAUAAACUUGAACUAGAAUUGAAAGUGAGAUCUGAAAUUGACUCGAUCUGCUUAAACAGUGAUGAAGCAAAGGUGUACCAGGUAAGUAAAACACUUAGAACUCUAAUGAGCUACGAGCCAGUGGAUGCUCUUAAAGACAAUAAUAACAUUUCGAUGAGCGAAACCUACCUCAAAGAGUUAAAGGCAGCCCUACCAAGGAUUCUUCAAGCUGGAACUCUGAAUGCAUCUUACAAAAUUCCUAUCGUUUUACUUUUGAGAGACUACUUCCUUUAUAGCGAAAACAGGGAAACCGAAGUAAGACAAUUCAAGGACUGUAUUUUGUACUUCUUUGAAUUUAUAAAGCUAUGCGAUAGCCCAAAUGACAAUAAAUUGGCUUCUAAAGCUUUAUUGCAAGUCUUAAUCGCAAUUGAAGAAGACAUGUUUAAUGUGACUAUUCCAAUUAUUUGUAAAUCCUUAAAUACAGAAAAACAUGAAAAUAACCAAUGUUUCGUUCCCAUCUUAAAGAGCCUUAAAAUAGCUUUGGCAAUAAGUGAAAAGGCGAAAUCCAGGAUACUCGCUCUCAAGAGUAUUCGUACAAUUAUCCGAAAAGUCAUACACACUAGUCAGAGUUUAGAUACUGAAUUCUUAAGUGAACUAAACGAAGUGUUUUGGGUGUGUCAGAAUGUGGAUUACUAUGUCGAUGAGGCUAAACUGAGGUCCAUUUUGUCAGAUAUUAACGAAGCCCUAGAAUAUAUUGAAAGUAAAACUUCAGACAGAGAGAAGGAGAAUAGUACGAGCAAUGAAACAUAA